AUGGCUACCAACUCGACAACAGCCCAGAGCUAUAAGCAGCUCAAAGAGGAAUUUGUCUCAAACCUGUCAGGAGGUUCCGUUUCUGAAAUUGCACAAGUCUGCGCCGUAGCACCUGUCGUUUCACUCGUCUGGUCUGUCCUCCAAGCUCGACAAUCGUUCUUCAGGCCCUACACACCACUAGGCUAUGCCAUCGACUUCCUCCUCAAUGUCGGCGCUCUCCUGCUCUCAGUGACGCUAUACUCCUCCGCGCCCCUGCUCCUCAGCCUACUUCUCCUUACAACCGCCGCCUUUGUCUACAUCAUCCCAGCCCAUACCCGAAGGAAGAAGCAUCUGGUUCCUCCCAAUGCCCAGUCCAAGAAGAGCUCCUCGGAGCAACCCCUCGGGGUCCUAUCCACCAAGCCCUUCUUGACCAACUACCGCGGCAACAUGCUUAUCGUCACCUGCAUCUGCAUUCUCGCCGUUGACUUUCGUCUAUUCCCCCGUCGCUUCGCCAAGGUCGAGACAUGGGGCACUUCAUUGAUGGACAUGGGCGUCGGCUCCUUCGUCUUCUCGGCCGGCGUCGUCGCUUCGCGGCCGCUGCUCAAGGAGCGUGCCGAGGGCAAGGCCACCCCUCUGAGCACUCGCCUCAAGACGUCGCUGCGCCACUCCCUACCGCUUCUCGUGCUGGGCUUCAUCCGCCUGUUGAGCGUCAAGGGGCUGGAUUACGCCGAGCAUGUGACGGAGUACGGCGUGCACUGGAACUUCUUUUUCACCCUGGGAUUCCUGCCGCCCUUCGUGGCGCUGUUCCAGUCCGCGCUCAAGUUCGUUCCCUCAUAUGCUGGCCUGGCCCUUCUUUUGGGUGUGGUGUAUCAGGUUCUCUUGGAGACCACCUCGCUGAAGGCUUACAUCUUGACUGGACCACGAACCGAUCUCUUGUCCAUGAACAGGGAAGGCAUCUUUAGCUUCUUUGGCUAUCUGGCCAUCUUUUUGGCUGGCCAAGACACCGGCAUGCUCGUUCUGCCUCGAAGCUUGGUGAGCCGCAGCAGCAACAAUAGCAAGACAAACGGCGCCGUUCAACGCAGGUCUCUCCUGCUGAACAUGGCCGCCUGGUCCCUCGUCUGGACAGCUCUCUACUUCUUCGCGACCGAUUACAAUUACGGCUUCGGCUUGACCGUGUCCCGCCGCAUGGCCAACCUGCCAUACAUGCUCUGGGUGGCCGCCUCCAACGCUGUCCUGCUUCUCGCCUUCUACCUUGUGGAUGCGCUCCUUUUUCCUUCCUUCUACAGCGCUCAAGACGCCAAGACCGAGAAGGAGCUCUACGACACAGCGACGAGUAAGGUCCUGAGGGCGUAUAACCGAAACGGAUUGGCUGUUUUCUUGCUGGCGAACUUGUUGACGGGACUGGUCAAUAUGACGGUGCCAACGCUGGAUGUCGGCCGGGUGGCGACGGUGGGAAUAUUGGUUGGAUAUAUGGGUGUUGUGACGGCUGUGGCGGUUGUGUUGGACGUGUAUAAUAUCACGAUCAAGUUAUGA
This is a messenger RNA of Sordaria macrospora k-hell, 1512 nucleotides long. RefSeq lists its product as uncharacterized. Gene Ontology annotation, molecular function: glucosaminyl-phosphatidylinositol O-acyltransferase activity. Lineage: Eukaryota; Fungi; Ascomycota; Sordariomycetes; Sordariales; Sordariaceae. Gene Ontology annotation, cellular component: membrane; endoplasmic reticulum. The record is from RefSeq and is a predicted model, not a curated record. Gene Ontology annotation, biological process: protein localization to plasma membrane; GPI anchor biosynthetic process.